Drosophila sechellia is the source of this 2175-nucleotide messenger RNA. Its product is annotated as sodium-dependent nutrient amino acid transporter 1. Gene Ontology annotation, biological process: sodium ion transmembrane transport; amino acid import across plasma membrane; nitrogen compound transport. Gene Ontology annotation, molecular function: L-amino acid transmembrane transporter activity; amino acid:sodium symporter activity. NCBI's taxonomy places the organism in Eukaryota, Metazoa, Arthropoda, Insecta, Diptera, Drosophilidae. The coding region runs from base 177 to 2141 and encodes 654 amino acids. The transcript has 6 exons. The record is from RefSeq and is a predicted model, not a curated record. Gene Ontology annotation, cellular component: plasma membrane.
AGAGUGACUGCAAAAUAGAGGAAAAAUCAAGUUUGAAUAAAUACAAUUAAGUGUUUGGCCGCGACAGUGAUUUUUCAAGGGAACAUCAAGCCAAAAAUGCUACAGUUUCCUGAUCACCUGAGAACAUAAUUCUGAAGACGAGAUAAUACCGGCAGAAAGUGGAGCAAAACUGCAACAUGGAAACCACAAUCAAUAACAACAACAAUGACAACGGCUACAUGAACCAGGCGUAUGUGGGUUCACUAAAUGCCUCAACCAUCUCGAUACCAGGGGCAUACAAGCCCAAUGAGUCCUCCAAUGGCAAGAAGCCGCUUCCUGAAGGAUCAGGCUCAGCUCCACCACAAGGUCCUGGCGACAGCGCGCCUGGAGUGGAAGCUGGGCAACCGGGCAAACAGCGCGAAAGUUGGAACAACGACAUCGAGUUUCUUAUGUCCUGCAUCGCACUGAGCGUGGGUCUGGGCAAUGUGUGGAGGUUCCCCUUUACCGCACUGGAGAACGGAGGAGGAGCCUUCGUGAUACCCUACCUGAUCGUCCUGAUUCUAGUGGGCAAGCCCGUGUACUACUUGGAAAUGCUGCUCGGCCAGUUCUCGAGUCGCGGCAGUGUGAAGGUCUACGACUUUUCACCCAUCAUGAGAGGCAUUGGAUAUGGACAGGUCCUGGCCACGGGCAUCGUUACCACCUACUACGCCACAUUAAUGGCGCUCACACUGCGAUACUUCGUGGACUCCUUCCACCCGACCUUGCCGUGGAGCUACUGCCGCGAGGAGUGGGGUACAGAAUGCCUGGACUCGGAACCGCAGGAGGCCAGCAGAGCCACCAGCUUGGCAGGGUCGGGAGUGCGAACCACCUCGGCGGAGUUCUAUUUCACAAACAUCAUUCUGCGCGAGAAGACGAGCAUCGAUGAUGGCAUCGGAUAUCCCAGCUGGAGCCUGGCGCUGGCACUAGCAGUGGCCUGGAUCGUCAUCGCGGGGAUUAUGUUCAAGGGUGUGAAGAGUUCGGGCAAGGCCUCCUACUUCCUCGCCCUCUUUCCGUACAUGGUGAUGCUGGUGCUCCUGGUGCGGGCACUCACCUUGCCGGGCGCCUUCGAUGGCGUGCUGUACUUCCUGCGGCCGCAGUGGCACAAGCUCCUGGAACCGCAGGUCUGGUACGCCGCCGUCACCCAGGUGUUCUUCUCACUGGCCAUUUGCUUCGGAAACAUCAUCAUGUACGCCUCGUACAACCGCUUCGGCCACAACAUUUACAGGGAUGCCAAUAUCGUGACCACGCUGGACACCUUCACCUCCCUACUGUCCGGUGUAAUUAUCUUCGGGAUUCUGGGCAACCUGGCGUACGAGAACAACACCACCGACAUCGCUAGUGUGGUCAACGGAGGUCCCGGCCUGGCUUUCAUAUCCUACCCGGACGCCAUUGCCAAGUUUAAGUGGCUCCCUCAGCUGUUCUCUGUGCUGUUCUUCCUCAUGCUCUUCGUCCUGGGCAUCGGCAGCAAUGUGGGCAUGGCCUCCUGCAUGUCCACCGUGAUCAAGGAUCAGUUCGGACACCUGAAGAACUGGACUGUGGUGGUUGGUAUAGCCAUUGUAGGCUACCUUCUGGGCCUUAUGUACAUCACACCCGGCGGCCAGUUCCUGCUCAACCUGGUAGACUACUUUGGAGUCACGUUUGUGGCUCUGGUGCUGGCCAUCUUCGAACUGGUGACCAUUGCCUGGAUCUACGGGGUGAAGCGACUCUGCCGGGACGUGGAGUUCAUGAUUGGCAUCAAAACCUCGCUGUACUACCGCAUCUGCUGGGCGGUUGUCACUCCUCUGCUAAUGCUCACUAUUCUCAUCUACACCUUGGUUCUGUACGAGCCCCUCAAGUACAAGGAUUACACCUACCAAUCGGGUGUUUACGUUUUCGGUUGGUGCCUCAGUGCCUUCGGCGUGGGUCAGGUGCUCUUCUGGGCCAUUCCCGCCGUGCGGAAGCAGCCCUCGCACUUGGGUCUCUGGGCCCGCAUCCGCAAAGCCUUUGAGCCACUGCCCAACUGGGGACCCAGCGACCCGCAGACCCUCAAGCGGUACCAACUGUUCGUCCAGGAGGGCAACGCCAACGCCCUCUUCCGGCGCAGCAGUAUCUGGCACAAAAUCUAUGACAAUAUCUUCGGUUAGCAUUGAAUUAGCAAUAAAACUAUAUACCAUUUAA